Molecule: messenger RNA, 2098 nt
Organism: Crotalus tigris (Tiger rattlesnake)
Lineage: Eukaryota; Metazoa; Chordata; Lepidosauria; Squamata; Viperidae
Product: major histocompatibility complex class I-related gene protein-like
Exons: 6
Coding region: 77-1186 (369 amino acids)
Biological process (GO): immune response
Cellular component (GO): external side of plasma membrane
Source: RefSeq, a predicted model, not a curated record
CCAGCUUUCUUCCCCAACCCCGUUUCUCUUUCCAGACUGCUUCGACUACUAGGAGAAAGUCGAGCGUGGGAACGCGAUGGGGCUCUGCUGGAUGACCCUGUGUCUGCUGGCGGCCCUCCUGUUGGGGGACUCCUCCGGCUCUGUCGGGCACUCUCUGCAGUAUCAGUACGUGGUGGUAUCCGAUCCCAGUGAUGGACUGCCCCAGUUCUUCACGGUGGGCUAUCUGGAUGGCCAGGUCAUCACUUACUAUGACAGUGUGAAAAAGAAGAAGGUGCCGAAGGUGUCCUGGAUGGAGGAGGUGGAGAAGGAGGAUGCCAACUACUGGAAGGACGGAAGCAGAAUCUUGCGGGCCACUCAGCGGGUGCUCCAAGAAGAUCUGAGGAAUGUUCAAAACCGCUACAAGCAGAAAGAAGGGUUUCACACUUGGCAGGUCACUUAUGGCUGUGGGUUCACAGGAAACGGGAGCAAAGAUGGUUAUUCACAGUACGGCUACGACGGGAGGACCUUCCUCACCUUCGACAAAGAGACACUGAGCUGGGUGGCUUCUGAGCCUCAGGCCCAGAUCACCAAGAGGAAUUGGGAUGUUAAUGUGCCGUGGUCCCGGAGAAAUAAAGUCUACCUGGAGAAGGAAUGCAUUGAGUGGCUGGAGAAGUACCUGUCGUAUAGGAGGAAGGAGAUGCUGCUGAAGGCAGAGCCCCCGGUGGUGACGAUGAGCAGCAAGAUGGAGGCCGAUGAUAGCAUGGAGACGCACGUCUGCCGAAUCCACGGCUUCUACCCCAGGGAGAUCGAUGCCUCCUGGACGAGGGACGGGGAGGUCUGGCUGGAAGACACCUUCCGUGGGUCCGUAGCCCCCAACGCGGAUGGGACCUACCACUAUUGGCUCAGCAUCCAGAUCGAUCCCAAAGACAGGGGCCGCUAUCGGUGUCACGUGGAGCAUGAUGGACUGCAGGAGCCUCUGGAAAUGACUCUAAAGGUUUCAGAAUCCAACCUGGGGCAUAUCAUUGGCUGCGUUAUUGGUCUUCUCCUGAUGUGUGCGAUUGUUGGGAUCUUGGCAUUCCUAAUGAAACGUUGGAAUGACUACAAAGCAGCACCAAGUGAGUGUUUUUCUCCUCUUUACAUGUUAGCUGCAACUCAGAGCAGGGAUCAGAGGCAGCAUCAGAUGAGGAGUGUGAAUGUGUUUGUGUGAAUCCAAAAUGCCAUUAGCAGCUCAUGAAGUUGCAGAGGACCAAGAACUAAGCGGAGGAGGAUGGCCCAGACUGUUCUUGUGAGUGGAGACCCCAAGAAGACACAUCUGGUAUGAAAAACUCACAAAACUAUGAGGAGACCCCAAGAACUAAGCUGAGGAGGAUGGGUCAGGCUGUUCUUGUUAGUGGAGACCCCAAGAAGAAACAUCUGGUAUGAGAACCUCACAAAACAAUGAGGAGACCCCAAGAACUAAGCUGAGGAGGAUGGGUCAGGCUGUUCUUGUGAGUGGAGACUGUAAGAAGAAACAUCUGGUAUGAGAAAUUCUCAAAACAAUGAGAAGACCCAGCUGAGUGUAAGAUCCCUCUGACUGAGAAGCUGCUCUGUUUUCCAAGUGGGCGGAAAGGAAAGGCUUGACUAUAACAUGAUCGGGAAGCUCUGGAAAAAUAGUGAUAAAAAGAGGCUUUUUGAGAAAAAAGGAGCUUUGGUGGAUACCAGCUGGAUGUCCUCUUGGUCUCCCGCCACAAGGCUCUUUUGAGUAUGAACUGAUUGGAAAAAGUAACUUUGGAUCCAUCUGUAUUGUCAAGGAGUUGCAUAACAGCUGUCCAGAUGACAUCGGAGACAUUAACAAAACAUUGCAGUAUUUUUAUAUAAAUAAAUAUAUUUAUCGUUCACAUUUACAACAGUCUCGCUGUUUGAGGAAGUUGCAUAACAUUCUCAGAGACUCUUCCCAUCCUGCUUACAAUCUCUUUGGACUGUUGCCUUCUGGCAGAAGACAUAGAACGUUUAAAACUCGGAGCACGCGUUUUCUGAAUAGUUUUUAAUCCCAGAGCUAUAAUUGCACUUAAUAAUGAACUAAAGGGCCACCAUCACUGAAUUGUUGGACAGUAUUACUUGGUCUGUUGGGUGGAUGUUU